Molecule: messenger RNA, 5142 nt
Organism: Boleophthalmus pectinirostris (great blue-spotted mudskipper)
Lineage: Eukaryota; Metazoa; Chordata; Actinopteri; Gobiiformes; Gobiidae
Gene: sfxn3
Product: sideroflexin 3
Exons: 11
Coding region: 134-1102 (322 amino acids)
Biological process (GO): serine import into mitochondrion; monoatomic ion transport
Cellular component (GO): mitochondrial inner membrane
Molecular function (GO): monoatomic ion transmembrane transporter activity
Source: RefSeq, a predicted model, not a curated record
AAAAUCCAAAGUGAUCGAGUCUUUGCAUGGUCUUGUAUGUGCCAUUGAAGCCCGCACAGUUCCACCCGGCUGUGCUGUGAAAUUAGAGGUCAUACAUUUUCAACAAAAAGAGAAAACAGCACAGGAAGAGAAAAUGUCCGGAGAACUUCCCCUCGACAUCAACAUAAAGGAGCCACGAUGGGACCAGGGCACGUUCAUGGGACGUGCUCAGCACUUCUUCAUGGUAACAGAUCCUCGCAACGUGCUGCUGUCUUCAGAGACUCUUGAGGAGGCCAGGGUCAUCGUGGAGAGCUACAGAGCUGGGGUCGUGAGGCCAGGCCUGACAGAGGAUGAGCUCUGGAGAGCCAAGUAUGUGUACGACUCAGCGUUCCACCCGGACACAGGGGAAAAGAUGUUUGUGAUUGGUCGGAUGUCUGCUCAGGUGCCCAUGAACAUGACCAUCACAGGCUGCAUGCUCACCUUUUACAGGACUACUCCUGCUGUUGUCUUUUGGCAGUGGGUCAAUCAGUCCUUCAAUGCUGUUGUCAACUACACCAACCGUAGCGGAGACGCCCCCAUCACUGUCAAUCAGCUGGGUGCUGCUUAUGUGAGUGCCACGACUGGAGCUGUGGUGACAGCCCUGAGUCUGAAGGCCUUGGCCUCGCGUCUCCCUCCGAUUGUCAGCCGCUUCGUUCCUUUUGCUGCUGUGGCUGCUGCGAACUGUAUCAACAUUCCCUUCAUGAGACAGAGGGAGCUGAAGUUUGGUAUCCCUGUCACAGAUGAGAAUGGAAACAGGUUAGGGGAGUCUGCUAACGCCGCCCAGCAGGCCAUCGCUCAGGUGGUGGUGUCACGGAUCGGAAUGGCCGUUCCAGCUAUGGCCAUCCCUCCAGUGAUUAUGAAUGCACUGGAGAAGAGGGCUUUCAUGAAGCGCUUCCCAGUACUGAAUGCUCCUGUACAAGUGGCACUUGUGGGUCUGUGCCUCGUCUUUGCUACUCCUUUGUGCUGCGCCCUCUUCCCACAGAAAAGUUCUAUGAGUGUGAGUGGACUGGAGAAGGAGCUACAGGAGAGGAUACGAGAGACCAGCCCCGAAACCACCAGAGUCUACUUCAACAAGGGCCUGUAGAAAACAAACACACACAAUUUUCUGUCUGUUCCAAGCACAAAAGAAGGUCACGUCCCAUUUUCUGUAUGCGUUUUUGUUACUAACUGACUAUAUGAAGCAGCUGCAAUGGUGAAGACUGGAUAAUGAUGACCAACUAAAAUCCAAUGGAAGAAGAUGUAUUAUAGUUAACAUUGCAGGAUUAUGAUUUUGAUGUUGUGAGUGUUUUGUGUCUUCCAUACCAAAUACUAGUAAAUUUCCCAUCUACACCUUUCAUUUCAAGUAAACUGAAGGCUUGUGGCGUAUAUAUAUAUAUAUAUACUGGCCACAUUAUUAGAUACGGUCAGUUUAAGUUAUUUUAAUUGGACAACAAAUAUUAAAGGGCCUAUAUAUUAUGCUUAUAAUGUUGGUUCCUCAUUGUGUUGUCUCAUCAAAAACAUACAUGGGGAUGUGUUUUGAUUCAUUCACACAUGUUUAGCACACAAACCCUGCACAUUUAGACUUAAAUUCUUCUCUCAAACUGUCAAACACUCAAAACACUCUGUUCCUCCUUGUGAUGUUAUGUGGUAAUACACAAAGUGCUCUAUUCCACUUCACAGUAAUCAUUUGGAUAAUUUCAGAACUGGAAUUGCCAACCCCUACUGAACAAAAGAUAAAAGAUAGCUGUUAACUUGAAAAGUACCGCUUCAUGACAUCACAAGGUGGAACAGAGCAUUUUGAGCUCUAGGGAUGUAGACAGACUAAUAAUAAAGGAUUACUCAAAGAGAUGUGAAUGAAACGAAAUAUAACUCCAGGUAUGUUUUUGAUGACAACAUUAUAACAUGGUUAAAAGCUCCAUUUUGCAUAAUAUAGGACCUUUGAAAUGUGGUAUUGGUUUGAAAUUGCGUAUCUAAUAAUGUUAGCAGUUUGUGUUUUUGAAUGUAAAUGUUUGCCUUGCGCACUCUCCAUGUUUGUAUAACUUUUUUGUUGCUUUACUCAUAGAAACUUCUAACUGAACUGAACUGAAUUUAAUGAUUUUUCCUCAUAACUUGUGAAUCGGCUUCUUUAAAGUGUACUUAUACUGCGUUACAUGUUCAAACCGACAAGAAGGUGCUAGAUAAAAUGUAAGUAUAGAUGUUUAAAAGCACUCCAAGGUCACUAAGCACACACGGAUGCAGACCUUUGUUGUGGUCACUUUAUAAGAGUAUAUUACAUUAUUGUAGGUGGAUUGUUGUAGUGAUAUUGUGAAGGUUAGGUGUUAGUCUUAUUGAUGGGUUUGGCAAUUUGAUGUUUUAUUUUUUAUGGAAAAAUAUAUAUUACGUCAACAUACAAAAGAGCUUGUUAGUGAAAUACAGCUGUAGUUCUGUUUUGUGUAUCACCAGCUUGUUUUAUUAGCACACGUUUAAGCCAUAGCUGUCCUUUGCACCCAUAGACUGUAUAUAAAAAUGGACAUAGUUAACAUAGCAGGUUAGCUAUGUGUUCCAAAUAGGAAGUGAGCAUGGGCACGCUUCUGGCUCCAUCGACUCUGGUUCUAAUUCACUUUGUGUUGAAAAAAAGCGUCACCCUCUCUCUGUAACUGCUGCUGUGAGCCUCGUCAUUUUGGUCUUAAAAUGUCCAUAUUAACCCACUCUGAUCCUGGCAUUUUUUAUAUUGCCAAUAUUUAACUUAGCUCCAAAUUUGCCCCUAUAACUGCGAGCCUCGGUGAGCUUCAUUUGACUGAAGUCGAACACUAUGGGUGAUGUCUCGCUCCCUUAGUCCACUUCUUUAUACAGUCUGUGUUUGCGCCUCAUGACUUAGAGGUCAGUAGAUAAUACUGAAUUGCAAUCUAGAAAAAGUUCACCUAUAAAAGAUCUGAUAACAAAUAACAUAGUAUAUUUAUACAAAUAUGUGAUAUAUUAAGAUGUAUUGUAGGUUAGAUAUUAACAUAAAGGUGUGUGUUGGUUAUGGCCCUAAACUUAAAGCUGCUUUAAUUCUUUGCAAUAGUUAAUUAAUUAAUUGUGGCCAGGAAGGACUUGGAGUUCUGGUCAUGGGUGAGUGUAGCUGGGUGUUUCGGAGUGUGGAUAUUGUGUAUUUAUUAUGAUUUAACCUACACGACCAGCCAGACUUUUGGGCACACUUUUUCAGUUAUUCUUAUUCUUUAUUCCAUAUUUCUUAUUUAUUUACAUUGUAGAUUCUCACUGAAGGCAUCAAAAUUGAAUGUACUGAACACAAAUUAACAAAAAUAAAUAAAUCUAAAACAAGUUUGGAGUUAAGGAAAAAAACAACACAAAAGGGUUGAAGAUUAGGGUAUAGAAUAAAAAUAGUUAGAGUUUUUUGGGGUUUUUUUUUUUUUUUACUUUUUUGCUUGCUACAUAAUUCAGUAUCAUAUUUCAUAUACAAUGUAGAAAGUGGUAAACAUAAAGAAAACAUACACUGAAAAAGGUCUUGUGUCCAAACCUUUGACUGAUAGUAUAUACUUGUACUAUUCAAAGUAUCUCACAUCAUAUAUAUGGUAUAUGCACACUUAAAGAUGUACUUUAAGAGCACAUUCAGUGAAACAGGGUCCUGUAGUUCUGCAGUUAUCCACAAAACAAAUGUUGCAUAGUGGAUUUUAUACAAAUAAGAAAAGCAAAUAAGGAAGAUUUGAAUGAGGGUUAUAGUGCAUUGAGUAUGACACGAUGACUGUCAGUUUAAAGAACUCCUAUUGUACUCCUAAGUGUAGCCUAAUUAAUGUAUGUUAUGACGUAUAUUUGUUUUAUGAAGAUAUUAAAAUUUGUAUUCAUUCUUUUCAUUUGGAGACAUGGCAGUUGCAUUUUCUGUUGCGUGUAAAGGUGCAGUGUGUAACUUUUGGUCAAGGGUCCGUCGCCAGUUUCCCUUCACAGAGAGAAUUAGUUGAUUGGAAUGUUUCACUGUAUGGGAUUACAGUUAUUUAUCUCUAUAAAAACAGCAGGUGACACUGCAGGGCCAAGUUACAUGUCAAAUCUUUAGAGAGGCAAGCCCAUGCAAGUUUGGAAGUCCCCCCCACAUAAUAUUGAGUAAAUUCAAGAUGGUUACGUUGAAUGCCAUACUAGGACAUUCCAGACAAAGCGACAACAUCUCCAUAGAGACAAGCAGAAAAGUUACACAGUGCACCUUUAAACAUUGAGCACUGGUAAAUAUGUAUAUUAUAAAUUCUUACCAAACACAACAAUACCAAACCAUUAUUAUUAUUGCUUAUUGCUACUGAAGUACUUAUAAUCAACUUGGCUUUAUAUGUUAGCUUUGUUUUAUGUGUAUGAAACUGCACUAUAUUUAAAAAAAAUAUUCAUUUUUUAAUUUGCUUUACCCUUUAACUUGUUUUAUGAAACUGUUACCAGGAGGAACCCCUCUGCACACACCAAACACGUUGAUUUUAGCAUAAAUGUUUGCAGGUAAAGUGAAUAGACGACAUGGAACCAAAGAUGGGAUGAGAACAACGUUUGGUAAAAAUUUUAUUUAUAUGCAACUAAUGUCACCAAAUUUCAGCUAGUCAUUUAUUUUAAAGGUCUCAUAUUACUCUAUUUUCUGAUCUAUAUUAUAAUGUUGUUUCCUCAACACAAACAUACCAGAGUUUGUGUGUUAAACGUGUGAAUGAAGCAAAACACAACUCCAGGUACAUUUUUGAUGAGGUAACAACAUUAUAACAUGACUUAAAGUUCACAAGUGUCUGCGUACACUGGUGUGUGAAUGGGUGAAUGGUUCCUUGUUGUAAAGCGCUUUGAGUGCCUUGAAGGUGGAAAAGCGCUAUAGAAAAAUGUGACCGUUUACCAUUUACAAGUCAAUUUUGUGUAAUAUACGACCUUAAAUUUUAAUAUUUUUGUCAGAUUUUUGGCCGAUUAUGCAGCAUUGCCAUUGUUCCUGUUACUGGGUUUGCCUAUUAAGUGUCACUAUGUAUGUGUUAAGACAAUCUGUGUUCUGGUGAUUCAAAAGAAUGUGAUGUUUCACUUUGAUGAUUUCAGAACCCCCAUGUAGUUUAGUGAGUCAGUAUUUGUGCAGUGUAACCUCCUUUUUGUAUUGUGUUGGGCUAUUUCCAUGUAAAGUAAAGUGUAUUUUCUCUGAGCAGUUGAAUAAAAUAUGGAAAGAAAAGA